AUGACUGAAUUGUCAUUCGCAGAUUCGGGAAGAGCUUUUGAUACUAAGAAGUUUAUUGACAAAACAUUUCCUUUUAAUUCAUCCAUAUUGUUUGAUCCGACAACCUUUACGACUAUUCCAAAAUGCGUAUUUGUGGUGUUUACGAAGAAAGAUGGUGGAAACAUGCUACAAAAAGAUGUGCUGCUAGAAAUUAGUCGGGUGGAUAAAUUAAUUAAGAAUAUAACAAUCAAUGACGCUGAAAGAGAAAUUGGAUAUUCGGAUCUCUGUGGACGUGUGAACCAAAAAUGCUUUGAAAAUCCCAUCAUAGAAAUCUUACCGGAAAUUGAUAAUAUAGUGCAGAAGAAGAAAUUAAGAUAUCCGUUCGAUAUUGAUCCAUUCACGUACUCUCAUAAAAUUUAUUCUCUCAACUUCGGAGGUGUCAUCGAAGAUGACAACGAUUUGGUUCAAACAGUAAGUGCUAUGAGAUUAGUGUAUUUUACCGACGAAAGCGACGAAAAUAAACUUAAUCUCAUAGAAAAAUGGCGAGCGGCAGUUUACAAUCGUAUAAGAAAUCAUCGUUUUAAACACCUUCUGUAUUUUAUCGGUUAUUACUGGUUGUUUGAAGAGCGAAACUUGCAAUUGGUUGAAAAUAUAACACCCAUGAUCGGUGCACUGGUUGGAUUUAUUUCUGUGUUUACUAUGGUAACGUACAUGAGCAAUAAUUGGUCUAAAAGCAAGCCAGUUCUUGGUGUGGCAAGUGUGGUAUCGGCUGGACUGGCCGUGGUCACUUCUUUCGGUUUCAUGUCCGUUCUAGGUAUAGAAAAUUCUAUUUGGAACAUCGCCAUUCCUUUUGUGGUUUUGGUAACCGAAAUAGACGAUGCUUUCGUAUUGUUGGCGUGUUGGAGAACAUCGAACCCUAAGCAUAAAGUAGCGAAACGCAUGGAAGAAACGUUCGCCGAAGCCGGAGUUUCUAUAACGUUAACGUCGUUGACUAAUUUGUUUUCCUAUUGUAUAGGAAUGAUGGCAUCGAUUCCUCUUGUAAGAAUGUUCUGUUAUUAUUGUGCAACGUGCAUAGUGUUUACGUUUUUAUAUCAGGUGACAUUCUUCGGUGGAUGCAUGGCGUUAUCGGGAUACAAAGAGGUGAAAGAAGAUCAUAAUAUCGAAAAUAACGAAGUAGUUUCCGAAGAUAAAAAUUUCUCUGAUGAGCCAACAAUGGCAUAUUUUAGAGAUAAGCUAGGCAAGAUUCUAUCUUCGGAUGUAAUGAAGAUAAUAGUUAUUAUAAUUUACUUUCUGAAUUUAUCAUUUGGAAUAUGGGGGGCUUUAACAAUAAAUUAUGGUAUAGACAUCACAACGUUAUAUCCUGAAGAAUCGCCGGUAACAAAGAUUAUUAACACUACAUUAGAUUAUUCGGAUGUAAAUGUGCAAGAAUCCGUAGACAAACUACUGAACAAAUUUGAACGUCUCCCAUAUAUUGCAGAUUCCCGAUUUACAUUAUCAUGGUUAAAAUAUUACAAAGAAUUUCAAAAUCAUCCGAUUGCAAAAUAUUCGUUACGUGGUUACAACAUGUCUGUCAAAGAAGAUUUCUUGAGUGGACUUCGCGAUGUUUUUCUUGAAUUUAAAGCAGCACAACAAUUCUCCAGUCAUAUUGCCUUCAAUCAGAAUGAAACCGAUAUUUCGAGUAGCAGAUUCUUUAUUUUUGUCAAUGAUACGUUAAGUUCGGCAGCCGAAGUAGAGAUUUUAAGUAAUUUGUGGAAAAUUGCUGACGAAUUCGACUUUCCUGUUCUGAUUCACGGAGCAUUGGCUCCUCUAUACGAACAAGGAAUCAUCAUUAAUCGUACAAUUAGAGAUUUAUUUUGGAUUACGUCUGUUUUAAUAAUGGUAUUCUUUUUGUUGUUUAUACCAAACAUUGUUUCUGCUCUUCUUGUUGCGAUAUCGGUAGCAUCUACCAUUGUAGAAACUCUAGGUUAUAUGUCCCUGUGGGGUGUCAACGUGGACAUCUUAUCUAUGAUGAGUCUGAUAUUGUGUGUGGGUUUCUGCGUGAAUUAUCCGGCGCAUAUAGCUUACGCUUAUGUUUGUUCUGUGUCUGAAACUCCGAGCGAAAAGAUGAAAGACAGUCUUUAUCGUAUUGGUUAUCCGAUAUGUCAAGGAUCUUUGUCUACUAUUUUAGGGAUUUU
This is a messenger RNA of Centruroides sculpturatus (bark scorpion), 2153 nucleotides long. Its product is annotated as patched domain-containing protein 3-like. Gene Ontology annotation, cellular component: membrane. The annotation marks the transcript as partial. The record is from RefSeq and is a predicted model, not a curated record. The transcript has 4 exons. NCBI's taxonomy places the organism in Eukaryota, Metazoa, Arthropoda, Arachnida, Scorpiones, Buthidae.